AAAUGUUUUUAUUAUUUUAGUUUUCACUAUUUUUUGUGAUUUUAUUAAGUGAAAAAAGUUGUAAAAAUAAUGGAGGACUUACUAGCGUGUCGUGUUUGUCUCGCUACUAGCGUAAAUCUCUAUGAUAUGUACAAAUACAGGCUUAAAAAUCUGUUUGAACUGUUUAGCGGGAUUCAAGUAUCACCAGCAGAUAAUUUUCCCCAAUAUCUAUGCAGUUACUGCGGAGCAUUACUGCUAAAAUGUGCAGCGUUCAGAGAUAGAUGCAAGCGCGCUAAUGAUCUGAUGAAAUAUGCUGAGUUGCAGAAUGAAAUACUCACAACAGACCAAAUCCACACGAUAGCACUACUAAACAAUACAGAACUACCGUUUACAAUAUCAACACCAGAAUUAACGAACACUCAAGAAAUACAAGUCAAAAUAGAACAUCUAACAGCAGACAUAUAUAAAGAGGAAAUAGAUAUAGACUUCAGUGAUGAAGAACCUUUAGCUAACAAAGUCAGAAAAAAGAAGGACGAUUCUGACAUUGAAAUUCUGUCUCUAGAUACUAAUUUCAGUACUAUUGAUGAACGGUCUGACUUUGGCAGUGGAAUUGAUGAGAAUAGUCAAACAGAAGUUGAUGAUCAAAGUAACAAUGUGCAGGAAAACGAUGAUCAGAAUAUUGAUGUGCCAAGUGUUCAGUCUGAAUUUGAGGAAUUGUCUGACGUUGAUGAGAAGUCUGACAAAGAUCAGACUGAUGCUGAUAAUGUGAUUGAAGAGUGUACUUGUGGUGAUAUUGAGGUGAAAUGCUUGACAAAGGAAGAGCAAAUUGAAGAGGUACAAGACAGGAAAACUUCACAUAAUUAUACUCACUCCUGCUAUAAGUGUGAAUAUUGUUAUAAAGGGUUCCUACAAGACACUACUUAUAAGAAUCAUAUGUUAAGACAUGAUAAAUCCUCCGGAACUCUACAUUGCGACGUAUGCAAUACGUGGUGGCCGACACUACGGAACUUAAAAUCGCAUAUCACCAACGCACACGAACGCGUGUUCAUAUGCAAGAUAUGCACAGAAACGACUAAGAGUGCACAUCGCGCUAAAGAGCAUAUUAAGUGGCAUAAAGGUCACAAAUUCACCUGUAAACUGUGUGGGGCGACUUUCGCGAAGUCAACCAGUCAUCUGACACACUUGAGACUACAUCACCCGUCUAAAUACUGCUGCGAAGUCUGUGGCGAGAGCUUCCUGGGGGAAGUCGGACUCGCAAUGCAUAUUAAGAAGUCGCACCGGUGUGAGAAUGCAAACCCAGAAACGGAAUUCAAAUGCGAGAAAUGUUCAAUAUAUUUCAAAACUAUGGAAGCUCUGAAAAUGCAUAAAAGUGCUUAUAAAGAUGGCGUGUGUGAUGGUAGUCAGAAUUCGUGUUUCCAAUGCGGUGAGAAUGUCCCAACUCAGGACGCGUUGAAAGAUCAUUUGAAGACGCAUGACCCGGGCGGCGUCAAGUGUGACGAGUGCGACAGAACAUUCGCCCACGACCGCUCAUUCGCGAUUCACUAUCAACGCGUUCAUUUAGGAAUUAAGAACAAACAACGUAAACCAAAGGACAAGAGAAAAAGAACAGCCUGUGUAUGCGAGUUCUGUGGGAAGAAAUGUGAUUGUAUAGCAACGCUCGUGAGCCAUCAGCGCACUCACACAGGAGAGAAGCCUUUCCAAUGUAUUGAAUGCCCCAAGCGGUUCAGCCAGAUACAGAGAUUACGGAUUCACGUUCGUACACACACUGGCGAGAGACCGUUCAAAUGUACCGUGUGUCCGAAGGCGUUCAAACACAAAGCGGCUUUAAACAGGCACGACCGGGUACACUCCGGCGAGAAACCAUACCAAUGCGCUCACUGCGGUAAGAACUUCUCUCAGUCUAACUCUAUGAAGCUGCAUGUCAGAACAGUGCAUCUGAAGCUGCCGGCUCCCUAUCGGGCUAGGCGGGACAGGAGCAUCGACUGUCUGCUCGAAACUACGCUUUUGAACUAAAGAUAAAAUGUCAAGGUCAAGGUCAAAGUCAGUGUCAAAGUCACAGUCAUAUCAGUCACAUCAAAGUCAUAUUGAAGUCAAAGUCAUAUCGAAGUCAAAGUCAUAUAGAAAUCAAAGUCACAAAGUUAAAGUCAAAAAAAGUCACAAACUCCCCAAGUUCGAGGUAAUUGGGGUAAGACUUUCUCGCAGUCUAACUCUAUGAAGCUGCACGUCAGAACAGUGCAUCUAAAGCUGCCGGCUCCCUAUCGGGCUAGGCGGGACAGAAGCAUCGACUGCCUGCUCGAAACUACGCUUUUAAAUUAACUUUAUAAAGAAAAUAUAACAAAAUAUAGUCAAAUUCAAGUCAAGGUCAAGGUCAAAGUCAAUGAGUCAAUGUCAAACCAAAUUAAAGAGUAAAGUCAAAGGCAUAGUCACAGUCAAUUCAAAAUCAAAGUCAUGUCAAAGUCAAGUCAAGGUCAAAGUCAAAUCACAAAGUACAAUUACAAACUCUCCGAGUUUGCGCCCACUGCGGUAAGAACUUCUCGCAGUCUAACUCUAUGAAGCUGCACGUCAGAACAGUUCAUCUGAAGCUGCUGGCUCCCUAUCGGGCUAGGCGGGACAGGAGCAUCGACUGUCUGCUCGAAACUACGCUUUUGAACUAACUUUAUAAACAAAAUGUAACAAAAAUAUAGUCAAGGUCAAGGUCAAUGUCAUGUCAAAAAAAUACUCUGCCUUUGACUUCGAUAGAGUCGUUAUCUUUAAAAAACGGGAAAAAAUGUAUUGAAUGAUUUUUAGGGUUCCGUACUUAAAGGGAAAAAUAGGACUAAUGAUAUAAAUGUGGCACAGAAAACUACAUUAAUGAUUGAAUAAUUUUAGAGUUCCGUAUCCAAAAUGUUAUGUAUUUUUUACCAUACGGAAUCCUUCGUGCGAGUCCGACUCGCACUUACCCGGUUAUUAUUGUACACGGAAAUACCUUUCUAUUGAUAUAUCAUAUUUUCAAUUAUUGUCAAUUCUUUGUUUGUAUAGAAUUCUCAAUAACAAAACAAAAAUACCAGAAGGUAAAUAUUUAAUAAUAUUAUAUUAUACAAUACAUUUAUACAGCUGGCUGAUUCAAUAUUCUUUUAUCGAGGAAUCACACCUGAAGCCUGUUUGACCGGUUACUGAUAAACUUUCUGAUAGCCUAUCAAGAACUUAUCUUUCAAAUUAUUUAGGCCUUUACAAGCACUAAUGAACGUCAAAAAUAUAAAUAAAUUUGAUUCUAGUUGUCCAUUCCAAAAGUAGCUUCCUAAGGAGAAGAACGGCCAAGAAACUCCACGGUUUAUGACUAGGUUUCACAGGUCUUAGAUAGGAAUAUCUGGCAGAUAGCAAUAACUAUCUGAUUACUAACUGACACUAUCGGUAACCAGUGAAACUGGGCUUUAAAUAAAAAACUUUUGCUUGUAAAAUAAAUAGUUUUAAUAAGUUGACUAGUCAAAUUCAAUACUUUUAUUGUACUGUCAAAAAAUAUUUAUUUCUAUACAUUUCAAUCAAAAAUCGUUUCUUAAAACUUGGCUGCAAAAUUACACUUUUCGGACGUCAAAAAUUUACAAAAGACAGCCCCCAAAACGCCCACCCUUCACCACUGCCUAUGUGUUAUUGCUGGGAAGAAGAAGUGGCGCAACAAACUCCCCAGCAACACAUGUCUGUCUGUAGGUUAGAAGAACCUUUCAGCAAUGUUUUACAAUUAUACAUAAUAUAUACUAAAUGGUUUCCUCGGAAAGCCUAUAUUAUGAAUGUUGUCACUCUGUAUAUUAUUUAAUGCAUUUUUAGCGCAAUUUCCUACAUUAUUGUUUUCUACUGUUGUAUAAUAUUUUACCAAUAUUACAAUUAAGAGAAUUUACUAGACAAAAUCUGUUAAUUUUAUAAUAUAUAAAUAAAUAGCCUAAUUCAAUUGAUGUUGUGACUAAUUUUCGAUAAAUAAUUACUUCAAAUUAUAAUUCAUAGCCAAAAAAUAGUUGAAUUAAAUGUAUCGAUGUUACAAAAUAUAAUUAAUCAUAAUACCACUGUUAAUAUUAUCCCUACUUAAUAUUAUAAUUGUGAGAGUAACUCUGUCUGUCGCGUUUUCACUUCAAAACUACUGAAACGAUUUAAAUGAUUACCUGCACAAUGACUACUUUUUAUCCUCAUCCUUUUUAUUUCCCUUAAUAUGGCUAUAUUUUAGAUUUUUUUUAUAUACAAUUUUUUAAUUUAUAAUGCUAUCAAUUAAUUUUAAGUCAAUUUACAAAACGAUUAUUUUUACCAAAAAUAUCAACUCUCUAAAAAACUAUUUUUACAAAAAAUAUUUUUAUAUUGUAAAUACCUUCCUAAAUCAUUUUUUCAAAAUGUAUACAUUUCUGCAUACUUACCUGUAUCUAACACAACAAUGACUAACGGAGAUGUCAUAACGCAAUAUCUCCUAAGAAAGUAGCACGACAACAUGCGGGGCGAGGGGGACGAGGAACGAUACUAGCUCCGCCCUUAUACGCCAAUUUUUGAAGUACCAAAAAUCGUCUCAAAGAACCCGAACGCCUCGUUAGUUCACUCAUAACUGAUCGUCUUGGUACCCUUGGUAUCCCCACCUUACGUAUUUGAGUUAGAAGAAGGCGCCUGACCCACCUGCAUUAUGUCAUCUUUGCUAUCUUUCCUUCCUCCGUGACUACUACUAUGUUUUUCUCAAAAUAUCAUAAUUUAUGUAAAUAACAGAAUCGAUGUUUAAAUGUCUCAUUUCCUGAAUUUUAAAAUUGUAAUUUAUCGGAAGUUCAAUAAAUAAUGAAUUUUAUUGA
Messenger RNA from Helicoverpa zea (corn earworm), 4772 nucleotides. RefSeq names its product zinc finger protein ZFP2-like. Bases 70 to 1992 code for a protein of 640 amino acids. NCBI's taxonomy places the organism in Eukaryota, Metazoa, Arthropoda, Insecta, Lepidoptera, Noctuidae. Gene Ontology annotation, molecular function: DNA-binding transcription factor activity, RNA polymerase II-specific; zinc ion binding; RNA polymerase II transcription regulatory region sequence-specific DNA binding. Gene Ontology annotation, cellular component: nucleus. Gene Ontology annotation, biological process: regulation of transcription by RNA polymerase II. The record is from RefSeq and is a predicted model, not a curated record. The transcript is spliced from 12 exons.